Molecule: messenger RNA, 957 nt
Organism: Symbiodinium pilosum
Lineage: Eukaryota; Dinophyceae; Suessiales; Symbiodiniaceae
Source: the annotation of a GenBank genome assembly
AUGCAUGAGAUUUUGUCUGGAUACGACAGCUCCGUCGCAACGCAGUACAUCUUGGAAGAGCACCCGCAUUUGAUUGAGCGUGUGCUCAAGUACUCCCGCCUAGAUGUACUGCCGCUGGAUGUCGCUGCUGGCGACUUCGGCGAUUUUACUGAGAAGUACACUUUCUUCAAGUGUGAUGUGCAAGCCCGCGAUGAUGCGGUGGUUAGGAAUGGCCAGCUGUCGUUUACAGCCUACAGCUAUGCAGCAUUGUACAUACCCCCCCUAAACUUCGGUUCUUUGCGUGAGAUGACGGUGUCCUUCUAUUUUUCCAUUGACAAUUUGGGCGAGGACAAGAACGUUGAGAAGCGUUUUGGCUUCCGGCUCGGAGAGAUUGAGGUUUAUUUCGUCCCUGAGACUGACCUCACAGAUAUUGGGCAGUUCCGGCGCUGCUACACACGGGUUGGUGGUGUUGGUGAGCCACAGUCUGAGUAUCUUGACGAGGCAGCUUUCUUGGAGGGCGAGAUGAUGCGAGUGGUCUUCCAGAUACACCAGGACCAUAUGUCCACCAUGCAUCUUUGCAAGACAUCCUCGGAGAAGGUCUUCGAGAAGACUCUGGAGCUGAACAGGCUUGGCUUCUGCAACGCAGCCAGCCGAGCCACGGACUUUCUGGGCAUUUUUGCUGAUGGUUCAGACUGUGAGAAGUGCGCCUGGCGGAGUCUCACCCUUAUCAUAAUCUUCUUGUCUACUUCACGCCAUGUCUGCCAGGGUCUUUACUGUCGAAAGCCUGUCGCUCUUGCAGUACGAAGAAGAUCCUCACAGCAGCCUGGCACGAUCCAGCUUAUGUGGCACCUGGUACCUGCGCAGCACCGUGCUGAGGCUAUCGUCUGCUGCCUGCCUCUAGCCCAGUUGGGCUCGUCCUUGGGCACAUACUGGCAUCAGCUGGUGAACCUUCCCUGCCUUAGGUGUGGCCGGAUCUGA